UCGGCCUCUCCGCCGGCGGCGCCCUCCUUGGCACUCCGGGCUGGGGGUCGUUCGGCCCCCCGGCGUCGGAGCCCGGACUGGAGCAGCGACUGGAGCCGGAGUCGGAUCAGAACCCGGAACUGGAUCCGGAGCCGGAGCCGGAGCCGGAGCCCCGGGCGCGGGCCAUGGCAGGCCCAUGGCAAAGCUGACCCCCGGAAGUAGCCACAGGCCCCGUUUGUAGGAACCACGAGCCCUCCCGGAGGACCAAACCGUACAGCCGCGGCCAGACGAUCGGUCCCGUGCCUCCCGUCCGCCCGGGGUGCCAAAUCGGUUGGCCUCGGGCUGCCAGCAGGGAAGCGGGAGGACCAAAGCCACCGAGCCCAGCAUGACAUCACUCACAAAAGAUCCCAGCCAGGAAGACCCGGCCGCCGUCCCCGAGGAGCAGUCCAAGGGGAAGUCAUUCUUCGGCUUUCUUACGCACCGCAGCGAAAAAUUGGUCCUCUCCCGGAGCGACAGCGCCCCGGAAGAGAACGUCCUGAAGAUCACCAUCACCGAGACAACCGUCAUCGAGUCCGACUCGGGGAUAUGGAACUCACACGCCCUUCUCUACCUCGUCUUGUGGUUCUUCUUCAGCUUCUGCACCCUGUUUCUCAACAAGUACAUCCUCUCCCUGCUGGAAGGGGAGCCCAGCAUGCUCGGUGCCGUUCAGAUGCUCUCCACCACCUUCAUCGGCUGUAUUAAAAUUUUUGUUCCCUGCUGCUUAUACCAACACAAAACCCGGAUAGCGUACCCACCCAAUUUCAUCAUGAUCAUGCUCUUUGUGGGCCUUAUGAGGUUCGCCACAGUGGUCCUAGGCCUGGUGAGCUUGAAGAACGUGGCCGUUUCGUUCGCCGAGACAGUGAAGAGCUCAGCCCCGAUUUUUACCGUCAUCAUGUCCAGGAUGAUCCUCGGCGAAUACACUGGUCUGCUGGUGAAUCUGUCCCUCAUUCCCGUCAUGGGAGGGCUGGCCCUCUGCACAGCUACGGAGCUCAGCUUCAACGUCCUGGGAUUCUCGGCUGCGCUGUCUACCAACAUCAUGGACUGUCUACAGAAUGUUUUCUCCAAGAAGCUGCUCAGUGGGGAGAAAUACAGAUUUUCCGCCCCGGAACUCCAGUUCUACACCAGCGCGGCGGCGGUCAUCAUGCUAAUUCCAGCGUGGAUCUUUUUCAUGGAUGUGCCUGUGAUCGGUAAGAGCGGGAAGAGCUUCAGCUACAGUCAGGACAUCAUCCUGCUGCUCCUGAUUGACGGCGCCUUGUUCCACCUCCAGAGUGUCACCGCCUAUGCCUUGAUGGGGAAGAUCUCCCCGGUCACGUUCAGCGUGGCCAGUACUGUGAAGCACGCCUUGUCCAUCUGGCUGAGUAUCAUCGUUUUCGGGAACAAAAUCACCAGCCUGUCGGCCGUCGGGACGGUCCUGGUGACCGUCGGCGUCCUGCUGUACAAUAAGGCUAAGCAGCAUCAGCAGGAGGCCAUCCAAAAACUCCUCAGGACCAGCAGCCAGAGCCCCACCGACGACGCCGAGCCGCUGAUUUCCAAGGACCCGAAACCUUAUCGUUGACGUCAUCUAGGGAGCUUGUUCCGCUGCCCGCCAGAAGGCUCCUUAGGUACUCCUUCCCUCCCCUGUGGGGCUGCUGUCCGGGCUCUGCCCCUCCCGCACCCAUUGCUCCUUUGGAUCUGCAGAAGGGUCAAAGGGCGUGAGUGAGUGAAGGGGUCAAGGCAGGAGGGACAGGCCGCGGGCCAAAAAGGUUUCCGACCCUUUCAUCUCUGAGAUUAAAACCACUGCCCCCUG
This is a messenger RNA of Tachyglossus aculeatus (Australian echidna), 1804 nucleotides long. Its product is annotated as solute carrier family 35 member E2A-like. Bases 365 to 1573 code for a protein of 402 amino acids. The record is from RefSeq and is a predicted model, not a curated record. Gene Ontology annotation, cellular component: Golgi apparatus. Lineage: Eukaryota; Metazoa; Chordata; Mammalia; Monotremata; Tachyglossidae. Gene Ontology annotation, molecular function: antiporter activity. The transcript is spliced from 9 exons.